This is a messenger RNA of Hevea brasiliensis (rubber tree), 2338 nucleotides long. Its product is annotated as UDP-glycosyltransferase 73C5. The record is from RefSeq and is a predicted model, not a curated record. Lineage: Eukaryota; Viridiplantae; Streptophyta; Magnoliopsida; Malpighiales; Euphorbiaceae. Gene Ontology annotation, molecular function: UDP-glycosyltransferase activity. The coding region runs from base 667 to 2157 and encodes 496 amino acids. The transcript has a single exon.
UCCUCCUUUGCACAUGAAUUAGCCUGUGCAUUAAUACAUGAAGAGACUGCUUCCAGUCUUAUUCAUCGAUUGCAAGUUUGAUAUCAGGGAACUUCGACAUUUAUUAUGGAGGCGACUAUUACAAGCAUCCGCUUGGAAAUUUUCAAAUUAAUUUGAAGCAUUCAGUACCACGCCACACAUGGCUUGCUUUAGGAAUUUCACUCGUCUUUCAAAGGCUCGUGAACCUGGCUUGGAAAUGUAAAACCAUCAGAGUUUGAAGUACAUGAAAUGUUUGUCUUCCAUUAUCAAUUGUUGUUAACCUUCACAUAGCAUUCCAUGGCAUAUCAGAAUCUCUAGCUCUUGAAUACAUUGAGAGACAGAGACAGAAAAUUUUAUUAUUACUAUGACCAUAUGUCCACAUAUCAUAUGUAAUAGUCGUUGUUCCCUAUAUUUUUUCUCUCAGAAAGCUGUCCUAUAAUAUUCACAUGUACGAUUAUAAUAAUGACAACAUGCAUACAUAGCAUAUGGUCAAGAAUAAUGCAAGAAACUGCCUUAAAUAUUCUUCGAAGGAAUCUUCAUUGAAUGCCUGACCUCGAAAGAGAUAACUAGCUCCCAGGUCUCAGACUUUUUUAAUUAUAGUGAUCAGUGAUCACAGCUGAUCAUUAUUCCUUAAUCUACCCAAUUUCCAUGGCUUCACAACUCAAUCAACUUCACUUUGUUUUGAUACCUUUAAUGUCUCCUGGCCACCUUAUACCCAUGAUAGAUAUGGCCAAACUUUUGGCAAAUCAUGGCCUGAUUGUAACUGUUGUAACUACACCUCUCAAUGCCGUCAAGUUCACCUCAACAAUUGAACGUUCUAAUGAAUCUGGUAUUAAGAUCCACAUUCUUCAACUCCAAUUUCCUGCACUAGAAGCUGGUUUGCCAGAGGGAUGCGAAAGUAUGGACAAGCUUCCCUCUAGGAACCUGAUCAGGAACUUUUUCAAUGCUGCCAGUAUGCUUCAGCAGCAAUUUGAGCAGGUGUUUGAAACUUUACAGCCCCGUGCAAGUUGUUUAAUAUCCGGCAAGAACCUUCCCUGGACGGUGGAAACUGCCCGGAAGUUUGGGAUUCCAAGAAUCUUUUUCGAUGGAAUGGGGUGUUUUGCUUUCUCCUGUACACACAAACUGGAAGUUUCCAAGGUGCAUAAAAGUGUUUCCAAGUUUGAGGCCUUUGUGGUACCUGACCUGCCUCAUCGAAUCGAAUUGACCAGAGCCAAGCUACCUGAAUUACUCAAUCCUGGCUCCAACGACUUAACAGAUGUUCGAGACAAUAUUAGAGCAUCUGAAGUCAUAGCGGAUGGGAUUGUGGUUAAUACUUUCGAAGAGCUGGAAGCUGAAUAUGUCAAAGAGUAUAAAAGGGUUAAAGGAGACAACGUUUGGUGUAUAGGUCCAGUUUCAGCUUGUAACAAGCUGAAAUUGGACAAAGCUGAGAGAGGUGACAAGGCCUCAAUAGAUAACACCGAGCUCUCGAAGUGGCUUGACUUGUGGGAGCCUGGAUCCGUAAUCUAUGCUUGUCUUGGUAGCAUUUGUGGCCUCGCAUCCUGGCAACUCGCAGAACUUGGUUUAGGCUUGGAAUCAUCAAACCAGCCGUUCAUUUGGGUCAUAAGAGAUGGUGAAAAAUCAGAAGGGCUAGAGAAGUGGAUUUUAGAGGAAGGGUUUCAAGAAAGGAUCAAAGAGAGAGGACUUCUGAUCAGAGGCUGGUCUCCUCAAUUGUUAAUAUUGUCUCAUCCGGCUAUAGGAGCUUUCUUGACACACUGUGGUUGGAAUUCAACACUUGAAGGCGUCUCCGCCGGCUUACCAAUAGUUGCUUGCCCGUUGUUCGCGGAGCAAUUCUUCAAUGAAAAAUUGGUGGUGGAAGUGCUGGGAAUUGGGGUGAGUGUAGGAGUUGAGGCUGCAGUUACAUGGGGAUUAGAAGACAAGUUUGGAGUAGUGAUGAAGAGAGAUGAAGUAAAGAAGGCAAUUGGGAUAGUAAUGGAUAAAGGGAAAGAGGGAGAAGAGAGAAGGAAAAGAGCAAGAGAGCUUGGAGAAACUGCUAAAAGGACAAUUGAAGAAGGAGGAUCUUCUUACAUGAACAUGGAAAUGUUGAUCCGAUAUGUAUCAGGAAGAGGUCCCUCCAGAGCCUAUUGCCAUUGUUCUUCCUGACAUAGAAUCAAUAAAUGGAACUUUUUUGUUUCAUUUCAAAACAACAAUUAAAAGAAAAACCAAUAUCUUGGUUCCUUGUGGCAUGCAUGUGCAAGUUGGGAAUUGGGUUUUCUAUCUUCAAAUGUGAACUCAGCUCUUGAUAUUUAAUCUUAAAACAGUCAAUCAACUUUCUCCAGGUGAA